Messenger RNA from Alnus glutinosa, 2782 nucleotides. Its product is annotated as proline-rich receptor-like protein kinase PERK13. The transcript is spliced from 7 exons. Bases 58 to 2286 code for a protein of 742 amino acids. Gene Ontology annotation, biological process: protein phosphorylation. The record is from RefSeq and is a predicted model, not a curated record. Gene Ontology annotation, molecular function: ATP binding; protein kinase activity. NCBI's taxonomy places the organism in Eukaryota, Viridiplantae, Streptophyta, Magnoliopsida, Fagales, Betulaceae.
AAGAACAAUAUAAGAAGACAACCAAAGAAAGAUAUACAAUCUAGCAAAAGGAGAUCAAUGUCAGACUCGGCGGGAACGCCGGGUUCUUCUUCAAAUAAGUCUCCUCCACCACCGAGAAGCUCGAAAUCGCCACCAUCUUCAGAGUCUUCGCCUCAGCCUCCGCCGGAGGCUUCAACGUCGGGUGGGAAAGGAGGUCCUCCCCCACCAAACUCAUCCUCUCCUCCACCAGACGAUUAUUCUUCAUUCUCUUCGCCACCCAAGUCCUCUCCUCUUCCACCUCUACCUCCGGAUUCGGAAUCGAAAUCAAAGGUGAAUGGACCGCCUUCAAAAUUUGGUUCCCCGCCACCUAGUUCGUCGCCGCCGGGCUCAAGUUCUGGUACCCCUCCGCCUCCGUUGAAUUUGGGACCUCCACCACCAUCAUCACCAUCAAAUUCGAUAGUUUCACCACCACCCCCAUCGGCUUCUCCUCCUUCUCCUCCUCCUGCUAAACAAUUCCCACCUCCAUCACCAAUAUCACAAUCCCCCCCACAUUCUCCUCCUCCUCCUUCUCCUUCUCCUUCUCCUCCUCCUCCUCCUCUUCCUACUGUUUUACCUAUUCAACAAUCUCCACCACCACCAUCCCUUUCUCCUCCAACAGCCAUCUCUUCGGAGGCCAAGCCCAGUUCACCGCCGCCACCCAAGAUAUCGAGCCCUUCUCCACCAACUGAGCUUUCCCCUCGAACACAUUCCAAGUCUUCUCCACCGCCUCCGCCAUCCACUCAUUCCUCCAACACCAAAACUGAAGGUUCCUCCUCUAACUCUAAGGGAAGCUCCAGCUCACCGUCAGGAUCAAGUGGGACUUUCAUUGGGGCGGCAGUGGCGGGAGUGUUCAUCAUAGCCUUAAUUGCACUAUUUUUUGUGUCCUCAAUCCGAAGAAAAAGAAGAAGAAAACAGCUCUAUGGCUCCCAUUACAUGCCCCCCAAAAACGCUUCUGUGAGAUCAGAUGGAUAUUACUACAACCAGCAACAGGCAAUGGGGCACAGUGGAGUAGAUGGCUAUAAUAAUUCUUCCUUUGCAAGUAGCUAUGGGAGUCAAAGAGGAGGGAAUAUGUACCAUGGAGGGGCACCAGAUUCUAGCGGCUGCAUAAGCAGCGGAAAGUCCUUUUUCAGCUAUGAAGAAGUGAUGGAAAUAACAAGUGGGUUUUCUGGCCAAAAUGUUUUGGGUGAGGGUGGGUUUGGAUGCGUUUACAAGGGCUGGCUGCCUGAUGGAAAAGUGGUGGCAGUUAAGCAGCUCAAGGCAGGUAGCGGACAAGGCGAGCGGGAGUUCAGGGCAGAAGUCGAAAUCAUUAGCCGUGUCCAUCAUCGGCAUUUGGUCUCCUUGGUGGGCUAUUGCAUCUCUGAGCAGCAGAGACUGCUCAUCUAUGAAUUCGUUCCAAAUAAAACUCUUGAGCAUCAUUUGCAUGGCCAAGGAAUGCCGGUGUUGGAUUGGGUCAAAAGAAUCAAGAUUGCUUUAGGUUCUGCCAAGGGCUUGGCAUAUUUACAUGAAGAUUGCCAUCCAAAAAUUAUUCACAGAGACAUCAAGUCAGCAAAUAUUCUCUUGGAUGAUGCUUUUGAGGCACAGGUUGCAGACUUUGGACUUGCCAAACUAGCAAAUGACACGCAUACCCAUGUAUCAACUCGAGUGAUGGGGACAUUUGGGUACAUGGCACCGGAGUAUGCAUCAAGCGGAAAAUUGACAGAUAGAUCAGAUGUAUUCUCAUUUGGAGUUGUGCUUCUUGAGCUUCUCACAGGGCGUAAACCUGUUGACGCAAGUCAGCCUUUGGGGGAUGAGAGUUUGGUUGAAUGGGCUCGCCCACACCUUAUUCAUGCCCUUGAAACUGGUGAUUUUGGUGAAUUAGUAGAUCCAAGGCUUGAAAAGCAUUAUGUGGAGAGUGAAAUGUUCCGAAUGAUCGAGGCAGCUGCUGCGUGUGUUCGCCAUUCUGCUCCAAAACGGCCUCGCAUGGCACAGGUGGUGAGAGCACUAGACAGUGAAGGUGAAAUGUCUGAUCUUUCUAAUGGGGUGAAAUAUGGUCAGAGCACUAUAUAUGAUUCUGGCCAAUACAAUCAUGAAAUUUCAAGAUUCAGGAGGAUGGCAAUCGGCAGCGAUGGCUCAGAAUAUGACAUGUACAGUGGAGAAUACAAUUAUAGAGAAAUAUCUGGAUCUCAAUCUUCAGCGAGGUUCCGGGAUGCUUCAAGUGGUGAAUCAGAAACUAAAGCCAUUAAUGCACAUAACGGCGAGCACAGAUAUGGCAAUGGGCGUCGGUUUUGACUAAUGGUGAUUUCUUCUGCACAUUACUUGACCCACACGGCAUACCGGAAAAGGCUAUCUUAUGCAGGGACGGCCUUUGUUUGACUUAAUCUCACUUAACUAUUGUGUAAAGCUUUUCAUUUUUAUUUAUUUUUUUCUAUGAGAAUCUUGGUUGAUCAUGAGUCCCUCAAAUUAUCAGCAGAGUGGGGGAAGCUUGUAAAGUGCGAGUUUUAUUGGAAGGUAAUUUUUAAUAUCAACAAUCGUGUCUUUUCAAUACCAAGGUAAGACUAGUUUUGUGAGGAUACUUAUUGUGAUAAAUGUUUUAUUAUGGUGUAAUGAUUCAGUGUAUUACAUAUUUAACGCAUAUCAGUUACUUCUAUAAUUAGUGUGUUCUUUUUCUCGUUUCUGCUAGAAGAAUCACAUUACAGUGUAUGGUUUUAAAAUUGCAAUUUAAGUUUUAUUUGAAAGCCAUUAUCCUAUAUUAAUAUGGAAAUCAUAGACAGAACCAGGGGGCCAG